Soboliphyme baturini is the source of this 801-nucleotide messenger RNA. NCBI's taxonomy places the organism in Eukaryota, Metazoa, Nematoda, Enoplea, Dioctophymatida, Soboliphymatidae. The record is from the annotation of a GenBank genome assembly.
AUGGAAAGAUUCCCUAACAACGGACUCCCACAAUGUGCAGUACUUUCCCCAACGCUGUUUAACAUCUAUACCAGCGACUUCCCACCAACAUCGUCGAAGAAAUUCGUUUAUGCCGAUGAUAUCGCGCUAGCAACCGAACAUACCGGCUUGCAGAUGCUUAGCUGCACACUCACGUCUGACCUUGCUGUUAUGACGCUAUAUUUUCACCAGUGGAAGCCUCAUCCAAAUCCGACGAAGACUUGCGCGACGGCUUUCCAUCUGGAUAAUCGACUGGUCAAGGAGAAACUCGCGGUUGAGUUUUGUGGUCAACAAGUGCACGAUAAAAAAACAAAAUAUCUGGGCGUCACUCUUGAUCGAACGCUGUCAUUUAAGCCAUAUCUAGAAAAGACACAACAGAAGACGAAAACGAGAAUAAACUUGUUACGAAAACUUGCCGGCACCAGUUGGAAAGCAGGUGCCCGUACGCUGCGUACUACGGCCCUCGCACCUAUAUAUUCUCUGGUGGAUCACUGUUCCCUUGUUUGGUGUCACAGCUGCCACACGAGCGAAUUAGACACGCAGUUCAAUGAAAAGAUGCGAAUAGUAAUAGCAACCCUGAAGCCAUCUCAAACACAGUUGUUACCGAUUCUGGAGGAUAUUGAACCUCCUCACUUCCGGAGGGGCGAGCAGGCGCAUCGCAUUUUAGAUAGGAAUCGCCAAUUGCCCAUCCAUCGUGUCUUCCAACAGUCACCAACACGACGCCUGAAACCACGCCACCCACUAUGGGAACGGACAACGACACCGCGUCUGAGUCUCGAGUAA